Molecule: messenger RNA, 1494 nt
Organism: Clonostachys rhizophaga
Lineage: Eukaryota; Fungi; Ascomycota; Sordariomycetes; Hypocreales; Bionectriaceae
Source: the annotation of a GenBank genome assembly
AUGGCAGAUAUUAAAGAGACGGCAGUGAAUCAGGUGAAUGAUGCUGCUCAGUUGGCCACUGUCCCGUCGUACGUCCAAGAAAAGACGGAAGUAUGCGCGGACAUCAAUCACGUCGCUGAACUUGGGAUAGAGAACGCCAAGGAGCUGGAGAAGAAGAUUGUCCGUAAGCUGGACAUCUGGAUGCUCCCCCAACUCUGGAUUCUUUAUAUGUUCAACUACCUUAACCGUACAAACAUCGCCCAGGCCCGCCUGAACACCUUCAAUGAGGAUCUCAAUCUCAAGGAUGGAGACUACCAGACUGCAGUUGCCAUCUUGACUGUUGGAUACAUGGUUGCCCAGCUGCCAUCGAAUAUGCUCAUCACCCGAGUGCGACCGUCCGUUUACCUCCCUGUCGCAGCUUUCAUCUGGUCAGGUGUCUCGGCCCUCACCGUUGUUUGCACCAGCGCUGGGGGCCUCUGGGGCGUCCAGUUCAUUCUAGGCAUUGUCGAAGCGCCACUCUUCCCUGGCGCCGUUUUCCUCAUGUCUUGCUGGUACACCCGCCGAGAGUUCGCCCUCCGUGUUGCCCUGCUCUACUCCGGCCUGGUCCUCGCCCAGGCAUUCUCUGGUCUGAUUGCUGCUGGCGUUUUUGCCGGCCUCGAUGGCCCCAUGGGCCUUGCCGGAUGGAAGUGGCUCUUCAUCCUCGAGGGCGCUCUCAGUGGCUUCUUUGCAAUUACAGCCUAUUUUGUCCUGCCCAACUACCCAGACUCCACCAGCGGUGGUGCGAUGUGGUAUAUGACAGAGGAUAUGCGCAAGCUAGCCGCUGCGCGAAUUCUCGAUGACCGAGUUGAGUACUCUGAGAAGUCUACCGUGUGGCACGGACUUAAGCUUGCCGUCACGGAUCUUAAGCUUUACAUGUUCUUGUUCUUGAACAUCUUCAUCACCUCUUCAUAUGGAUUCAACAACUUCUUCCCCACUAUCGUGAACGGACUAGGUUUUGGAACCAGAAUUACCUCACUGUUAAUGACUGCCCCUCCCUAUGUUUGGGGAACGCUCUGCACAUUCUUUGUCGCAUGGGACUCUGAUCGCCGCCGUGAACGUGGCCUGCAUAUCAUCAUUCCUCUGUCAUGCUCGGUUGUCGGAUUCAUUGUCACCGUCGCGACCGGCAACCCCUCAGUCCGAUAUGCCAUGACUUUCCUCUACGCGGCCGGCUGCUUCUCUGCAAACACCCUUCAAUACACCUGGGCCGUGUCGACACUCGGCCAGACCCCUGAGAAGCGGGCAGCCGGUGGCGCCAUUGUCAACAUCUUUGGUCAUCUGGGUAACGUCAUUUCACCCUAUUUCUUCCCAGACAGGGACCAGCCCCGGUACACCAUGGCCAUGAUUCUGCAGAUUGUCUUCGCGGGGCUGGCUAUUUGCCUGGCGAGCGUGGUCAAGUGGCACUUGGUGAGGAAGAACAAGAAGCUGCAAGCAGAGGCGGAUCGAUUAGGUAUUGCCUGCAACCCUUUCACCACUUAA